Molecule: messenger RNA, 7677 nt
Organism: Procambarus clarkii (red swamp crayfish)
Lineage: Eukaryota; Metazoa; Arthropoda; Malacostraca; Decapoda; Cambaridae
Gene: S1P
Product: membrane-bound transcription factor site-1 protease
Biological process (GO): proteolysis
Cellular component (GO): Golgi apparatus
Molecular function (GO): serine-type endopeptidase activity
Source: RefSeq, a predicted model, not a curated record
GUUUAUUUCUGUUACGAUGCAAAGCAAAACAUUGAGACGUCUGUGCAGAUGAGGCAAGUGGUUCACAAUCGGUGAAAAACUAAUAUUUAAGUGAUUUGGAAUAGCCUUAUCACAAAAUGAAGCCAAACUUUCGGUGGAAGGAGAGUGGUGGCAGGAAAACAGCUUCACCCAAGAGCAACUCCUCCACAUCAGAACAACUAAGAACUGUACAAACCAUUGCAGCAGAAAGAAUAACAGAAGAUACUGAAUCGGAUAACUUCCUAAUACAAUUACAAUAUGCAUCGAGAGAAAGCUCAGAACAAAAGAAAAGUCAAAUGUGUUCAUGUAGUUCAAAAGUAGUGAAUUCUAGAACUAGAAAUGAAAGCUAUUGGUGGACUCAUAAGUGGAGGGUGAAGUGGAGGCAUGACUGGAGGAUUAGCUUAGGGUUAUUGUUAGUCUUGUGUGUGUUAAGUAGAGUAACUCACGGAGCACUUGAUACUACCUCCAUCAACAGUGGUGACACCCAUGACAGUGAAGACAAUAUAAUGUUUGUAGCAAGAAGACUCAGUAGUGUGACUCAGGCUGAUUACAUAAAUGAUGUAGAUCACGAGCCUGUAGUGAAAGAUAGUGUAAAGGAUAAUUCGGAUAAGCUAAGCAAUAGACCAACACGAGAACCAUGUGGCAGAAGUCGAGGCCAGCAAGUGAAAAUCCAGUAUUCUUCUAGCAUUGUGGAAAAUGAAUACAUCGUAGCAUUUAAAGGAUACUACAGGCAAGAGGCACGUGAACGUUUUAUUGAGGCUGCAUUAAAUGAAUCCAAUGUGGUUCGGUGGGAGGUCCUGCCACGUGAUAAUCCAGCUAGUGACUACCCAAGUGAUUUUGAUGUUGUUCAGAUUCAAGAGCUGCAUAGGAAUGGUGGAUUAGAUGCCCUUAAGGAUCAUCCAGCUGUGAAGAGAGUAACUGCACAACGCAUGGUCAUUCGACACCUUCAUUUUGUUAAUGACACAGAUGAUGAUGCCGCUGAUGUGUGGGAUGAAAUUCUUUUUGCAAAUAUUUCGGAGGUUGAUGAAAGAAUUAUUAUGUAUAAUAUUAGUGGCACAGAUAGUACUGUCAUAGCUGAUGAAUCUGAUGAGGCAGAGGUGGAUGACACAGGUGAAAUAGAGACAGAUGUAGAUUAUGAUAGCUAUUUAUCAGAGAUAAGUUCUAACAAGAUUGAGGUUGAGCAAAAGAAGAAAGAUAGACAAUGUAAUGGAGCUGAAUGUGGCCAAGAAGAUGAAAAGGGCACCUGGCCUGCCUCAAGACCCCUUCGACGUUCAUCUUUAACAUUAGGGACAGCAUUCUGGCAGACGACUGGACGGCACUCUAGCCGCCGCCUCCUACGUACAAUUCCAAGGCAGAUCACAUCCACCUUGCAAGCUGAUGUGCUUUGGAGUAUGGGUAUAACAGGUGCUGGGGUCAGAGUAGCUGUAUUUGACACUGGACUUUCAAAAUCUCACCCUCACUUCAAGCGCAUUAAGGAACGCACUAACUGGACCAAUGAAAAAACUUUAGAUGAUGGGCUGGGUCAUGGCACAUUCGUGGCAGGUGUAAUAGCAUCAAGUGGAAAAACGUGUCUUGGGUUUGCCCCUGAUGCCGAGUUGCACAUCUAUCGUGUCUUUACUAAUAAUCAGGUUUCAUACACAUCUUGGUUCCUGGAUGCCUUCAACUAUGCUAUCUUGAAAAAGGUGGAUGUGCUGAAUCUAAGCAUUGGAGGGCCAGAUUUUAUGGAUCAUCCCUUCGUUGAUAAAGUGUGGGAGUUGACAGCCAACCGAGUCAUUAUGGUUUCAGCUAUUGGGAAUGAUGGACCUUUGUAUGGAACCCUUAACAAUCCAGCGGAUCAGAUGGAUGUGAUUGGGGUUGGUGGCAUAAAUUUUGAAGAUCAAAUAGCACGCUUUUCAUCGAGGGGUAUGACAACUUGGGAGCUCCCUCAGGGGUAUGGUCGUGUCAAACCAGACAUUGUUACAUAUGGCUCUUUAGUGCAGGGCUCAAGCAUGGAAGGGAAGUGUCGGCAGUUGUCUGGCACUUCAGUAGCGUCGCCUGUGGUAGCUGGAGCUGUCACCCUUCUGGCAAGUGGUGUUCUUCAUCGAGGAGGCAUUAUUAACCCUGCCAGUAUGAAGCAAGCAUUGAUGGCCUCUGCUCGUAGGCUACCGGGUGUUAACAUGUUUGAGCAGGGACAUGGCAAACUGGAUCUAGUGAAAGCAUAUCAAGUCCUUUCUAAGUACAAACCACAGGCAUCGUUGAGUCCCAGCUAUAUAGAUCUUACUGAGUGUCAGUAUAUGUGGCCAUACUGUACACAACCACUUUACUAUGGUGCUAUGCCAGUCAUUGUGAACGUCACAAUCCUGAAUGGUAUGGGGGUGUCAGGACGCAUUGUUGAGAAACCGAUAUGGCAUCCUUAUACGCCUCAGUAUGGCCAUCAUCUUGAUAUUGCUUUUACCUAUUCUGAGGUAUUAUGGCCAUGGUCAGGUCAUCUUGCAGUUUGGAUUACCGUUGCAGAGAGUGGCAAGGAGUGGGAAGGUUUUGCUCGGGGUCAUAUUUCUGUUACCAUUGAAUCUCCUCCAGAAGAGGGGGAGACACAGCCAAGGACCUCACAUGUCAAACUUCCUGUUAAAGCCAAGAUGAUACCGACACCACCACGACACAAGCGCGUUCUCUGGGAUCAGUUCCAUAAUCUGCGUUAUCCUCCUGGAUACUUUCCCAGAGACAAUUUACGGAUGACUAAUGAUCCUCUUGACUGGAAUGCUGAUCAUAUUCAUACCAAUUUUAAGGAUAUGUACCAGCACUUGCGCAACAGUGGUUAUUACAUUGAAGUUUUGGGUUCUCCAUUUACUUGUUUUGAUGCCAGCAAAUAUGGAACACUAAUGAUUGUUGACCCUGAAGAAGAAUAUUUUCCAGAGGAAGUGACAAAAUUACGACGAGAUGUAGAGAAAGGAUUAUCUGUAAUAGUUUUUGCUGAUUGGUACAAUGUUAAUGUCAUGAAGAAAGUGAAGUUUUAUGAUGAAAAUACCAAGCAGUUGUGGAUGCCAGUUACAGGUGGAAGCAACAUUCCUGCUCUCAACUACCUGCUGGCCUCCUGGGGAGUGGCACUAAGUGAUGGUGUGUAUGAAGGUGAUUUUACACUUGGUGAUCGUGACAUGUACUACGCCACGGGAACUUCACUUGCACAGUUUCCACGGGAGGGCACUGUUGUUCGUAAGACACUCAGUGAUCAUGCCAAAGAGAUGCUGGAAGCAGAAAGUGAGAGUGUACCAGAUGUCCCAAUCUUAGGUUUGCUCCAGACCAAAGGUAACACUAAUGAAGAAGUAGGUGAUAACAGUCAGCAUCAUUGUGGUCGCUUGGUCGUGUAUGGCGACUCUAAUUGCCUAGACAACAGCCACCUUCAGAAAGAUUGUUUCUGGAUGCUUGAUGCCCUGCUUGAGUUCACCACCACAGGGCACUUGGCAGGGGUAUUUACUUCAAGUGCUGGAUUGCCAGUUCCUCCAACAACAGACUUACCCACCAAGAUGGAAAAUAGCAACUUACAUAAACAUUCAAAGGUUGUUGAGCACACGCUGGGGAUGGAACAAAUGCGACCACUGCCCGAAUGUCCUACAUUACUGCCCGUCACACCACAGCCUCUUAAUGUAUCCAACAAAAAUCUUAACAUCCAUGUGGGUCUGAAGUUGCUGUCUCAACCAGAGAUUGUAGCAGCAGUGAAGGUAGCACCAGUUGAUGUUCAGCCAUUGCCCCUGGACACUCAAGGUGGUAGCCAAGGGGAUGCUGCUGCUGCUGGCUCUUCCAAUGCAGGUGGUGCAUUGGGAACUCUCCCGUACUCAACUGAAAGGAUUCCCGCAUUUGCUGUUCUGUCCGUGCUGAUGGUUGUGCUACUAGUGUGUUAUUGGUACAGGUCACGCCACCGCCCUAAGCGUAGACGCAACAAAUUACGUAAAGUGGUCAUGGCUGCCAUUAACGGUCGUCUGCCAUCGGUGUGACCCCACCCACAUGUAUUAAGAAUGUGUUGGGCAUGGUUUGCAGUACAGUAUCUUAAUUUAUAAAUAUUAAAUGUAAAAAGCAAUUGUUAAUUUAUUACAUAAUUUUUAAUUGUUAUAGUGACUUUUCACUCUAUUAUUGUUUUCCGUUUUUGUAGUUAAAAUUCAAAAAUUAUUAUUUCUCUCAGAUGCUCCUUGAGUCUGAGCCAUUAUGGCCGAUGUAGGACUGAAAUCUAUCACUAGGGAUCACCUUGAUCUUGUUCCCUAAGUGACAAAUAUCUUUGUAAAUGGACUUACCAGGGAAAAAGGAGACAGUGGCAAGUCUAACUCAAGCCACCACUGAGAGACCAGCUUGCUCUUGUACAAAUGAUUGAGCAUUGUUUUCAACACUCAUUGCUCCUGAAAUUAAUACUGUAAUUGAAAGCAUGAUGAAUGACAAUUUCUGCUUGAUUAACUAAGCUACCACCAGGUGACAGGACUUGUCACCAAAACUGAUUUGGUGAAGCUAACAACCUCCCUUCGUGGUCUGGUUACCUUGAGGUUAUCUUGAGGUGCUUUCGGGGCUUGAGUGUCCCCGCGGCCCGGUCGUCGACCAGGCCUCCUGGUUGCUGGACUGAUCAACCAGGCUGUUAGACGCGGCUGCUCGCAGCCUGACGUAUGAGUCACAGCCUGGUUGAUCAAGUAUCCUUUGGAGGUGCUUAUCCAGUUCUCUCUUGAACACUGUGAGGGGUCGGCCAGUUAUGCCCCUUAUGUGUAGUCCAACAAAGCUCUCUCAACAAAGCUCAACAAAGCAACAAAGCUCUAGGGCUCUCUGGUACCAACAAACAUAUCUUAUUGACACUGCAAGGCUGAGAGAGUUGAGAUUUUUCCUUGUUUUUUCUUGAGAUUUACCGUAGCAAGGGAUUUCCAUGCUUUAUAGUUUCUACCUAAGGCUUGAGCUUUCUUCUUAGGAGACAAACACUAGUGAGAAUGUUUUCCACUCUUUUAUAUGCGAGGAUUGUGAGAUAGAUUUAAUCUUUCGGGUGAUAGUUGAGUGUGUAAUGUAACUUUUGUUUAACCCUGGGUUGUCUUCACCUUACCUUUUCUUUGUUGUACAGGGUAGGGUAAAUGUACUGUACUUAUAAUAGAACACAUCUAUUAUGAAUGGGUUUUCUCCCUGGGAUCUGUUUUGGGCACUGGAUUUUGUUUCACUGUUCUUGAGUCAUAUUCUGUUAUGUGCAAGUUUCCUAAGUACAACACUGAGGUUCAUGAGUCAGGCACUCAUCCUUACUGCCUCUUCUAAUCCUCUUGUUGAUUGUAGGGUCUAUUUUUUACCCUGUGGCUGUGAAUAUCAUUGGGUGUGGAUGUCAAUCCUGUCCAUACCUUCUUUUUUGUUUUGCUCCAUAUCAGGCAGUGGUUCAGUUUUGGGCUCUUUUUUUUUUUUUUUUUUUUCCUCCUGACAAGGUUUGAUAUUGUGUCUUUAGGUCUCAAUACUUUGUAGUCUCCUUCUAAAACUGAAAAAGGUUGGCUUGUUCCAGAUCUUAGGGCUCUUUUUGGUUAAUCAAUAUGUUAUUUUGAUUGCAUAUCUCUUGCUUAGAUUGGAUCUGUCCUCUCUUUUUUUUAAAUUGGGGAAAUAUAUUAUUUUGCAUUCAUCCCUCCUGUGUUCCUUAAGAGCCCUUUUUUUUUUUUUAAUGUUGAACAUCAUCCUAGAUUUUUGUCCUCCAAUCGGUUUGUUCUUACCCAAUGGUACUUCAGUUGUCAAGCUUGAUAUUAUUCUUCAGUAGCUGGAGGGUUUGUCGUUUGGUCUCAGUGACAAGUUUGUGCGGCUGAAACCACCACCACCACCACCACCUCCUCCAGUCUUGAGUAAGAAUGGGUUGCUGUAUUCUGUCUUCGUCUCAUUGCAACAUGGUUCAAUCUCCCUGAUAUACUGUACAUACUACCCUUUUUCCCUUGACCAUUUUAUGCCAGUAAUUCCUGGCUUCUCACACCUCUUGUUCUGCCACUAUUUUUAAAGUCAUGCAUAUUGGCAUCUAGUUCCAAGGUUUGCCACUCACAGCUUCUCUGCCAGGUGGCUAGGGUUAGUCAGCUCCCGUGCUUACCUGCAUUUUCAUGACCUCUGAAAUUUUUGUUACUUCUAUGGCUUUCUUUCCUGCCUUGGUGUCACUCUGUAGCCUUGGGCUGCUUGUCUUUGUUGGGUUCUGUUGGGCGGCUGGUUAAUUGUCGAGUCUACUCUGGUUUGUCUAUUGUCCACGGGGGUCUUCCACUCCCUGCCUCUUAUUCCAAUACACCAAGUCCAAUACAAUAUUCCAAUACACUUACACUAAGCUGUGGCUUAGUGUAAGUUAGGUGCAUGCUCUGGAAGCAUGUGAGAAGCCUCCACUCAGAAAUAGGGUGUUCAGUAUAGUAAAACAUCUUUCCAAGUCUAUGUCACAGAUUCAACCAUUCCUGCCUAGUUUGUUUUCUUUUGGCUGAGCUUCCUUCAGUGACUUAAAAUGAGGUUGCCAGCUUCACUAGUUCUGUUGAGAUGAUGGGUGCAGUAGCCUGAUUGAAGUUAGGGUAGCUUAGUUCCUUAAUCAUAUUUGUUAGUUUGCUGUACAGUAAUAGGCAUUCCUUGUUGCAGAUGAUGUUGAAACUAUUGUUCCACUCUUCCAUACGUCAUAAUAGCGAACUGGCUCCUUGGUGAUGGCUUGAGUUAGACUUGCCACUGCUUUCCUUAAUUCCUUUUCUUUGUGAACUCAUUUUCCAAAAAGAUAGUUAAUGUGGCUGAGGGCAAAGUGAACGAGGGCCUAGGAGGAGUUACAAGUCCUAGAUGGACUCAGGCUCAUUAUGAACUAAAAAAUUUCAUUACACUUGACACUAUUUUUUACUUGCUAGCAAUUAAAUAUUGUUUAAUUAAAGAAUCUUAUUUGACUUAUCAUUAUUAGAUUUUGUGUGAAUCAUCAAUGUGUUUCACUUAAUAAAUUUCAUACCGGUAAAGAUAUAUUAAUUAAUGUAAAUACUGUAGAGAAUAGUUAAUAAAUAAUUGUAAAUAAUUAUUAUACAAACCAGAUGUGACCAAGUCUAUUUUAGGCAAUUUAAGAAAAUAUCAUUGUAAAAUUAUUAUCCAAAAGUCAAGGUGAUAAAUACUUUGAUUUGUAACAAAUUUUAAUAGAUUCUUUUGUUUUGCCUCCAAGAGUGAUAGUUAUUGUGAUAAUCAGUUAAUGGCUGCUGGAGAUGUUGGGAAUAUUAACCAUGUAUAUUUCUGGCUGUUAACAAAAAUGGUUGAAGACAAACUAGUGGGCAGAAAGCCAGUUGUUUGUAAUAUCAAAUGUGGUAUCGCUGACUAUUGCCGUAGGUCAUUUAAUACACACAAAAAAUCAAGCACUGAAUUAAUGAUCUAUCUAAUUCAGAUUCAUGCAUUUGUUGUGAAACAUAAUGUGCAAAUACUGUCUUUGUGAGACAUGAUUUAGAUGGACAUCAAUUAGUGAAUGGCUGAUUGCUCACCAUCACCAAUCAGCUGUGUGAUUUGCCAGUUAAAACAUUAGUGUUCCGGUCCCUCACCAUGUGCCUAACCAGGUUUCUUGGGACCCCGAUUAACGAUGCAUAAAAUGUUUAUGACUUUUAUGUUUUUUAAGUUAUUUUUGGGGGUUAAAAACAUUUAUUUGGUGUCAAAAUAGAAAUGUGUGAACAUGAUCGAUCAUUAUAACUGUAAAAUUAAAAUAAAUUCAACUUA